AUGAGCGAAACCAAUUUUCAGGCGUUCCGCUGUUUGACAUGCGAUUUGUGCGCUGAACCACAGGAGACGAUGAAGCACCUAUCGGCUACCCGACACAAGACAAUAGUCUCUUUGCCAUCAGAAGAAGAAGUGUGUUGUGAAGAAUGCCAAAAUAAUAACGUACAUUUACUCCAAAUUAUCAGGUUUGGCGGCGAAGAUAUAGACUUAUUGUGCACCAGUUGCUUUUCGCGAGACUAUGCUGAGUCUGAGAAGCCAAGUACGGUUUAUUCUCUUGCAAACGGAUCUUUGCUGAAAAAUUGGCAACGAUACGUGAAAGUCAGGGACUGCUGUUGUGGUGAAUGCGGUAAAGAAUCCAAAUUGAACGUGAACAAUAAGGGAAAUGUUCUGUGUGAUUCGUGUCUUUCUAAGAAAGCCAAUGUCAAAGACUACGUUUCCGAGAGUAGCGGCAAAUUCUUGUACACAUUGUUAGGCAUUCAAGACGUCUCAAACGGAAAAAGCGUAUACAAGAAGGGAGGAAGAAAAAUUGGAAGAGGUCAGAAAGGGAAGGGUCGUACCGCUGGUAAGACGAGGAAACCCCGCGAGAAAAAGCCACUUACAAGGCUGGAAGAAAUGGCUAAAGAUGCUUACGAAACGAAAAAAGUUAACAGUAUCAUUUCUAGUGACUCUAAUAUCAGUUUGAGGUCUUUUAAGGGCAUUAAGGCCUCUAAAAAUGACACGCCAAAUGGAGAACGAAACAGUAACGCUAACAGACAAAUGAAGCAAAUGAAGCCUGCAGUCAAUAAGGGGCCUAAAAGUGGAUCGAAAGGUUUGGCGAAACCUAAAAAUAGUCCAAUAAAUCCAUCUCUCAAGUCAAAAAACUCCCAGAAAGUGCAUGAAAAUCUUACAUCGAGUGCCAAAACGAAACCCUCGUCAACAAUUGAGAAAAAAGCUAUCGAGGAAAAGCAGGCGCUAGGGUCAGAGUCCAGAUUCCAAAAAAGAAAGGCACCUAUUACGGCUUCCAAAUCGACUCCUGCGUCAAAGAAUCGUGCUGGUAAGACCCCGACAAAGAUUGAGCAGACCAAGGGCGAAAGACCCAACUUAGGAAAAACUCGCACAGGGCCCGGGAAGGCCUCUGGGGGCAAAGAUUUGUCUCCUAAGGGUGCUCUCAAGUCAAACGCGAACACUAAAAAUCCUGUGAAAAGCCUUCCAAAGCCUCCUAUAAAUACUAAGGGCAACGAGCAACAAAUGGUUCCGACAGAGGAGACAGCUUCAGUUGAAGACUUCGAAGAAGGUGCGCCUAUAAAGCGAUUUACUCAGUACAUCCCUAAGAAGUCAUAUUCCACCUUAAAAGACUACUUCAAUGAAUUUUCCUUUGCUCUAUUCCUCGAAGGAAGACUUGAAAAUGACUUUCUUCAAGACUUUCAGAUUACUUGGCCCAAGAACGCUCAGGAACAAGCCUUUGUUGUUAACAUGAAAGCUGAUAGCUCAGAAGUUAAAAAGCUAUUGCCACCAAACUUGGUUAAACUUGGCCGCCUACCAUUCACUAAUCAGCAACCUUUGAUGCUCACCGACCAGGAUGAAACAAAAGUUUGGUACGCUUACGUGAGGGAGCUCGAAUCGAGAAAAAAUAACAUCACGCUUCUAUUAGAGCUUUACUCUUGGAACAAACUACCAUUGCCAAUCAAGGCAGGUAACAGUCAUUUCAAGCUACUACCUUGUUCUGCACAAGUCAACAGAAUUAUGUUUGCCAUGACUCGUGUGCAAAAUCCUAAAUUUAUCAAAUUGCUUCUAGGCCAAGAAAGCAUCAAACAGCUAAAUUUCAACAACAGGCUACAAUUCACAAAGGACACUUUCAACGAGUCUCAGAAAGCUGCCAUUCAGCAUGUACUUAACAACAGUAUUACUGUCCUACAAGGCCCUCCAGGCACUGGUAAAACAUCGACAAUCGAGGAAAUUAUUCUUCAACUAAUAGAAAAUUUCCACACCCUACCCAUAUUGUGUGUUGCAGCUUCUAACAUUGCCAUUGACAAUAUUGCCGAGAAAUUCAUGGAAAACAGGCCAGAUAUCAAAAUCCUUAGAAUCGUUUCGCAGUCUAAAGAAUCUCAGUACAACCCUAAACAUAUGCUUGGUAAGAUUUGUCUACACAAUAUCGUCUACGAGCAACUUCCAGCAGACAUGAAGGACAACAUCAGCAAACUUCGCUCAGGGGUUCCUGGCUUGGUUUCAAAGAACCAAUAUAAUAAGCUUCUUUCAACUCAGAACGCCAUCUCUGAUAGGUACAUCGCGCAGGCACAAAUCAUUUUCACGACAAAUAUUGCUUCUGGUGGGCGCCAACUUAAGGCAAUAAGAGAGCUUCCUGCUGUUAUAAUGGACGAAUCUACCCAAUCAUCUGAGGUCUCGACUUUGGUGCCAUUGUCAUUACCAGGCAUCAAGAGAUUUGUAUUUGUUGGAGACGAAAAGCAAUUAUCCAGUUUUAGUAACGUUCCUCAAUUAGAGAUGUCUCUGUUUGAAAGAAUUCUCACUAAUGGAACUUACGAAAAGCCUCACAUGCUAGACACCCAAUACAGGAUGCAUCCCGCGAUAAGCGAGUUUCCAAUCGCGAAGUUUUACGAGGGAAAGCUGAAAGAUGGCGUAACCGCGGAAGAUAAAAAAUGGCCUGGUAUAUCGUAUCCUCUAUUCUUUUACCAAUGCAAUCAGGGUUCUGAGAACAAGGUGUUCAAUUCCAAGAGAGGCAUGAGGGGUUUCACUUACAAUAACGCACACGAAGCAGAGUACAUACUGGCUGUUCUGCACAAGCUAAUUUUAGAGAAGGGCGUGAAAACAGAUGAAAUUGGUGUUAUUACGCCAUACUCUUCCCAGCGGGAUUUGAUAUCGGAAAUGCUAGUAAAAGACCCUAUUGUGAAUCCUAGCGGCAAAGCUAUGGAACAGGAGAUGGACAAGGACGACGCCUUGGGCGGUGGAGAAUCUGUUAGCGGCUCUGCUAAUAAGGUAACAAUCAACAUCGUGAACGGUGUCUACGUUGCCACAGUAGACUCGUUCCAAGGGCACGAAAAAUCGUUUGUCUUGUUCUCAUGUGUGCGUAAUAACAGCGAAAACAAAAUUGGAUUUGUUAAGGACCGCAGGCGUAUGAAUGUUGCCCUUACCAGGGCUAAAAACGGGCUUGUGGUGGUGGGCAAUAAGGACGUCAUGAAAAAGGGCGACCAGUUGUGGGCGGACUACAUUAAUUACCUGGAAGAGAAGGAGGUCAUUUUCGAAACAUUAGAUAACUAUUAG
This is a messenger RNA of Lachancea thermotolerans CBS 6340, 3252 nucleotides long. RefSeq names its product RNA helicase (gene ECM32). The record is from RefSeq and is a predicted model, not a curated record. The transcript has a single exon. Gene Ontology annotation, biological process: nuclear-transcribed mRNA catabolic process, nonsense-mediated decay. The coding region runs from base 1 to 3252 and encodes 1083 amino acids. Gene Ontology annotation, cellular component: cytoplasm. NCBI's taxonomy places the organism in Eukaryota, Fungi, Ascomycota, Saccharomycetes, Saccharomycetales, Saccharomycetaceae. Gene Ontology annotation, molecular function: RNA helicase activity.